AUGGACACACCUCCCUCUCCCAAAUCAGAGCCUGCACGGUUUACCUCGGGCUCUCCAGCACAGACUCUGACUGAGGCCGACGGGAAAGUGCCGCCGAAAUACUCGCCCGCGCGGCAGCUUGUACUCCUGCUCCUGUUCUGUCUGGCGCAGUUCAUCGACCUCUUCAACAAUGCGGCGCUCUUCUCGGCCAUCCCACGCUUGAUUAUCGACCUUCAUAUGUCCACGGCAGAAUCGACAUGGCUCAUCAGCGCAUUCCAGCUGACCUUCGCGUCCUUCCUGCUUAUUAGCGGACGAAUGAGCGACGUCUAUAACCCAAAGAUCUUCUUCAUAGGCGGUAUCGCCUCGCUGGGCAUCCUCUCCAUCGGCGCCGGCUUCGUGAAGAGCAAGAUUCCGUUGAUCGUCAUUCGUGCACUCAGCGGUAUCGCGGGGGCUAUGACCAUUCCGUCCGCUCUGACGCUGAUUGUCAACAUCUUCCCCGAGCCAAGGGAGCAGGCGCGUGCUAUCAGCAUGUUUGGAGGCUGUGGUGCGGUUGGUAAUACUCUCGGGGUAGUCAUCGGGGCGAUAUUCGUCCAGUUCACAUCGUGGAACUGGGUGUUCUGGUUUGUGGCGAUAAUCGCGCUACCGAUUGCCGCUAUCGGUGCUUUCUUCAUCCCCGCGCAAGAACCUAAGGUGAAGAAGGUGGGAGACGGAACGGAGGCCAAAUGGAGGAGUCUGGACAUCGUUGGGGUGACUAUCCUGACCAUUGCGCUCAUUCUGUUCAUCUUUGCGAUCACGUCCGGCUCGGCGUCGGGGUGGUCGUCGGCCACGGUGCUCGCUCCACUCAUCAUCUCCGUCUUCCUGGUCGCAGAGUUCUUCCGCCAUGAGACGACGAUCCCAGCGGACAGGGCAGCGAUACCUCCGCGCACAUGGUUCCUCCCAAACUUCGCCGUCCUCUUCGCCACCGCGCUCCUGCCGUACUUCUGGUUCACGACCGUGUUCACGCUGUACACGACGCUCUGGCAGAACGUCUACCACUGGAGCGUCAUCUCUGCUGCUAUCCACACGCUGCCCAGCGGGAUAGUCGCGUUGAUUAUAGCAACCUUCGCAGGCUCCCUGUCGCGCUGGAUCAGCUCGAAAUACGUCAUCCUCAUCGGCGAGGGCCUGGCGAUGAUCGCCACCAUCCUUCUCGCUUUCGCGGACGGCCCCGAUCGCUAUUGGCCGUAUGUCUUCCCCGCGAUUAUCUUGGGAGCCGGCGGUAUUUCGCUGGUCUUCACGCACACGAACAUCGCCAUCUUCCGCACAAGCCCGGCGUCGAUGGCGGGCACCGUUGGGGCGAUAUUCAACGCAGCGCUGCAGCUGGGGGCGGCGGUCGGGAUCGCUGCGGUGGGCCAGAUCGAAUCGAGUCAAGACGCAAAGAAGGGGAAACCGGACUCAUAUGCCGGACGCGCAGCGGCAUUUUGGUUCUUGCUGGCGAUCGUGGGGGUCGAAUGGUUGGCCCUGCUCGUGUUCUACCAUGUCGACAAGGAGGGUGCCGUCGAGGAGCCGCAGAGCGAGAGUGUGAGGGAGGCGGAGAAGGAUGAUGUGGCCAAGAACGAACAAGGGGACACAGAGAAGAAACGCGUGAGCGUUGAGGUGGCGAGUUUCCGGCGGUUGAGCGUUGGGUUCGAUCCUAUAGAUCACAUCUCCGUCAUCAGCGCACCGUGUAUCAAUAGUCACACUCACCACUUCAUUUACUCUCGUGACUUCAAUGCUAAUCAGGACUUCCCAAUGGUGUCAUCUGCUUAUUACUGGCGAGCUCAGAUUAGGAGUACCUCCUGA
Trametes versicolor FP-101664 SS1 is the source of this 1797-nucleotide messenger RNA. RefSeq names its product MFS general substrate transporter. The coding region runs from base 1 to 1797 and encodes 598 amino acids. Gene Ontology annotation, molecular function: transmembrane transporter activity. Gene Ontology annotation, biological process: transmembrane transport. The record is from RefSeq and is a predicted model, not a curated record. NCBI's taxonomy places the organism in Eukaryota, Fungi, Basidiomycota, Agaricomycetes, Polyporales, Polyporaceae. The transcript has 9 exons. Gene Ontology annotation, cellular component: membrane.